Agrilus planipennis (emerald ash borer) is the source of this 1340-nucleotide messenger RNA. Its product is annotated as growth hormone secretagogue receptor type 1-like. The record is from RefSeq and is a predicted model, not a curated record. Bases 1 to 978 code for a protein of 325 amino acids. Lineage: Eukaryota; Metazoa; Arthropoda; Insecta; Coleoptera; Buprestidae. Gene Ontology annotation, biological process: G protein-coupled receptor signaling pathway. The transcript is spliced from 4 exons. Gene Ontology annotation, molecular function: G protein-coupled receptor activity. Gene Ontology annotation, cellular component: plasma membrane.
AUGGGCAAAGCAGUUCCUUUCGUAGAGCUGACCGUGGCCCAUGCUUCGGUUCUGACAAUUCUAGCAAUCAGUUUCGAGAGGUACUAUGCCAUCUGUAAACCUCUAAAAGCUGGAUACAUUUGUACCAAAGCCAGAGCAUCACUUAUCUGUCUUCUCGCAUGGCUCGUAGCAGCACUUUGUACUAGUCCGAUACUGGCCAUUACUCAGUACGAUUUGGAGCAAUACUACGAUGGAACCAUUGUGUCGGUUUGUUUCAGCAGCGUCCAAACCUUACUUCCUAGCCUAUUCUUCAUCCUCACCGUAUCCGCUUUCUUCUUCAUACCUCUAGUCAUAUUGAUAAUAAUAUAUCUACUAAUAGCGGCCACUCUCAUGGAACAACCUCACAUACUGGCCGCUCCACGAAAAGACAGCUCAAACCAGAGCUCCUUAAGUGCCAUAAAAUAUCGCAAACAAGUCGUAAUAAUGUUAGGAACAGUUGUGUUGGCGUUUUUCAUUUGUCUCUUGCCAUUUCGGGCCCUUACUCUGUGGAUCAUUAUUGUACCCGCCGAAUCGAUAAUGAGCCUGGGUCUAGAGGGUUAUUACAAUUUAUUGUACUUCAGUAGAAUAAUGUUUCACAUCAAUUCGGCCAUCAACCCAAUUCUGUACAACAUUAUGAGUUCGAAAUUUCGAAACGGUUUUUUCAAGUUGUGUCACAUUAGAAGCUUGAAAAAAAGACGCGGACGGGGUACGUGGAUCUUCCGGAAGAGUACCAUCACGACAACCUCCACAAAUACUACUUCACAAAGCACGUCAGAAUCGUUUUGGAACAGGUACAGCAAUAGAACGUCAUCGAGUUCGAAAAGCGGUAAAAAAGACAACACACCAAAAACGGUUUGCUCAUCUCAGAACAAUAAGGAAAAAUCUUAUAUUAGAAUACCUCUGCAAAACCUCAACAACAUUAGCAUUUUGAAAAUGAUCAGAUGCGAGAGUUACGUUUAAACUAGUAUAAACAUAUUUUUAUUUUAUAACAAAUGUAUAAAUAGAUAUUAUUUAUUAACUAAAAUCGACAACUACCUAUAGUUGGGACAAUUAAAAUUGGCAAAGUCCGCAAUAAAGAGAAUAAGAGAAUCUUCUUUCUUGUAUCCACUAGGACUAUAGUCAUUUGCUGUGUUUUGAACACGACCUUGUUAAGUUAGGAAAUGCUUCAUGAGGAGUACAGACAAUGUGAAAAGAGAUAACCGGCGAGUAAUAGUAAGUGGUGCAACGGUUAGAGAUUAACUAGGGACCCAUAAAAAUCAGGGUCGGAUUUAUAACUGCCUAGUUGGAAUUAUAUCCUUAAAGAUGUUUGGGAGGUACAAUCG